Molecule: messenger RNA, 591 nt
Organism: Saccostrea echinata
Lineage: Eukaryota; Metazoa; Mollusca; Bivalvia; Ostreida; Ostreidae
Exons: 1
Coding region: 4-591 (195 amino acids)
Biological process (GO): intracellular protein transport; vesicle-mediated transport
Cellular component (GO): cytoplasm
Molecular function (GO): GTPase activity; GTP binding
Source: RefSeq, a predicted model, not a curated record
UUGAUGUUUGGCUUUGAUGCUGGCGGAAAAACUAGCAUUCUUUACCAUUACCAUCUCGGAGAAGUUGUCACAACAAUUCCUACUGUAGGAUUUAUUGUGAACACAUUGAAAUUCAAGAAUCUGGACGUGACAGUAUGGGAUGUAGGCACUCGGGAUAAAAUAAGGCCGCUCCGGAGGCAUUACUACCCGAACACAAAUGCUUUUGUGCUUGUUGUAGACAGUGGCGACAGAGAUAAAAUUACAGAGGCGAAAGAGGAACUCCAUAGACUUCUGCCUGGAGAUGAACUGAGUGAUGUUCCCAUUGCUCUCGCUCUGAAUAAGAGAGAUCUCCCCAACUGUAUGAGGAAAGAAGAGAUAAUGGAAAAAUUGGAGAUUAAGAAAAUCCAAAAAGAUAUGCCUUGUGAAGCUUUUCUAACGACAGUCAGACCAACAGACGAGAUGGAAAAGGAAUUCGAUAAAUUAAUACAAUGGGUUUUCGAGGAAACAGCCAAACAACAAAAUGGACCUGCAUUAAGAAAUCCAAAAGUAGAUCGUUUUCCUGCCUACAUAUGGCAACCAAUAAUGAAAAUGAAAAGCUUUAUGUUCGAUUGA